Labrus bergylta (ballan wrasse) is the source of this 1645-nucleotide messenger RNA. It is a transcript of the gene gpr34b, whose product is annotated as G protein-coupled receptor 34b. The record is from RefSeq and is a predicted model, not a curated record. Gene Ontology annotation, cellular component: membrane. Lineage: Eukaryota; Metazoa; Chordata; Actinopteri; Labriformes; Labridae. Gene Ontology annotation, molecular function: G protein-coupled purinergic nucleotide receptor activity. Gene Ontology annotation, biological process: G protein-coupled receptor signaling pathway.
ACUUUUAGCGUCGCAGCAGGGGAGGGCACGCUGCUCUCAGAGAGGAAACAAAAGACAGAAGCAGACCUCUGCGCAGCUUUAUUUAUAUAUUGGGUCACUGAAAGACAGAGCUGCAGAGAGUCGGAUACAUGCAUUGGAAGAUGCAGCAAAGUUUGGAUACUUUUCUCUGCGUGUUACACUCUAGGGAAUAUACCGCAGGAGGGGAAUAAAAGAACAGCAAAAACCACAAUUGAGCAACUUUUUUGAGAAAAGCAAACAUUGUGGUUUUUCAAUGACUCGGCUGAGGAUCACGGAACCCACUAUGGCAAAAAACACCUCGACAUCGCCAUCCACGAACACCUCCCAGUCUCCGAACAGCUCCCUUUUUCUCAGCGAGAUGAACUUGCCGACCCAACCAACGUGUGUGGAUUACGACGCUCUUCAAAGCCCAUUGGCAGUGCUGUACACUAUAAUCUUCAUCCUGGGACUCGUUGGGAACCUUGUGGCUCUGUGGGUUUUCUUCUGUGUUCACUCGAAGAAGAACUCUGUGCGGGUGUUUCUCAUUAACGUAGCAUUCGCAGACCUGCUCCUAGUGGUUUGUCUGCCCUUCAGGAUCCUCUACCACAGCAGGGGGAACGUGUGGAGCCUGGACCCCACCCUAUGUAAAGUGGUGGGAACCCUCUUCUACAUGAACAUGUAUAUCAGCAUCACACUGCUCGGUCUGAUCAGUGUGGAUAGAUACCUGAAGAUCAAUCGAGGAGCUGGGGUGCAGCUAAGGCUGCGGUCCACCAGGUGGAGCUCUAUUACCUGUGCGGUCCUUUGGAUCAUGGCCUCCGCUUUGACUCUGACAAUGCUGACGUCAAAUAAUCACUCGCAACAGGAAAGAUGUUUCCACUACAAGACACUCCUUAAAAUGAAGUGGAAAGCGUACAUCAACAUCGCCCUGCUGGUCUUCUUCUGGCUCAUCUUCGUCUCGCUCGUCGUGUCUUACGGAAAAAUCGCUCUCAAACUCCUGAGAACUUCGCAGGACAAACCGGACCUGCCAAACGCUCAGCACUAUGCCCGAUCUGCCAGGAAAUCCUUCUUCAUCCUCUUCCUCUUCACCGUCUGCUUUGUCCCCUAUCACAUGGUCCGAGUGUUUUACAUCAGAACACAGAUCACAGACACUUCCUGUUUCUGGAGGGGCGUGGCCGAUAAAGCCAACGAGGUGGCUUUGUUGUUUUCUGCUCUGAACAGCUGCCUGGACCCUGUCAUGUACUUCCUGUUGUCCUCCUCAGUGAGGAAGGAGGUGUUGCGUUUGGUGAGCAGUGUGUUUCGAGUGAGAGAUGUUUCUGGAGUGAGCGGGAGCAGCUCGACAGUCGACAUGGACGGUAAGAGGACCGACAGAGGACCGACAAACCGCUGCUUAGUCAGCAGCGGUUGGAAGGAGAACGAGGUGACUGAAACCAGCCUCGCAGGGCUUUGAAGACUCUUCGAGACAAUUAACCUCCACCUUUGUACGUUACCAUGACGCCAAGCAAAACACAGACAACGGAGCAGCAACAAGAGCGAACGAAAAACAUUACAAUACUUAACGAUACAUCUGCAGAUACCUACAAGUAUGCAUCUAUAUAAAAAACUUUUUACAGAACAUAUAAGAAAAAUAAAGCUUAAGUUGAUUUAGAAA